Molecule: messenger RNA, 3307 nt
Organism: Pleuronectes platessa (European plaice)
Lineage: Eukaryota; Metazoa; Chordata; Actinopteri; Pleuronectiformes; Pleuronectidae
Gene: ptpn22
Product: protein tyrosine phosphatase non-receptor type 22
Exons: 25
Coding region: 337-2793 (818 amino acids)
Biological process (GO): peptidyl-tyrosine dephosphorylation
Cellular component (GO): nucleus; cytoplasm
Molecular function (GO): non-membrane spanning protein tyrosine phosphatase activity
Source: RefSeq, a predicted model, not a curated record
GUGACACUGCAAAGCAUCAAACACCCUGGUGACUCUAGGACCCAGGGAGAGACACCAAAGGGGGUGCGGCACAUUUUUUUUAAUAUGACCACAGAACCUGUUAGUUCACUCUUGCUUCCUCUCAGACAGUUUGAAUAAGUCCCUCACAAUAGUUCCUUGAUGUGAGCGUUGCACCAAAGAGGUGCUCUGUGCAGCAGCAGCAGCCACAGCAGCAGGGGUCCCACAGCCCUGAACCCGAGCCUUGACGACCUCACUGUUCUCCAUGACUCGUGGACGAGGACCUCUGUGACCUGACAUGAGAGGUGUCCCUGUAUCCCCGGAAGUGAACAGCCAGCCAUGGAGCAGCAGGCCAGGGUACUGAGGACGUUCCUGGACCAGCUGGAGAGACAGGAGGCAACCGAUGAGGACGCAGCGAAUGGCUUUGCUGGGGAGUUUUCUAGAUUGAAAAGCCAGUCAACCAAGUAUCGCAUUGACAAGACCUUCCCCACCAAGACAGCAGACAAGCAGGAGAACACCAAGAAGAACCGAUACAAGGACAUUGUUCCCUUCGACCACAGCAGAGUAAAGCUCAUUUUCACCGCAACUAAAAAUGACACAGACUACAUCAACGCCAAUUUCAUCAAGGGGUUCGAGGGGUCGAGGGCGUACAUCGCCACUCAGGGUCCUCUGCCCCACACGCUGCUGGACUUCUUCAGGAUGCUUUGGGAAUAUAACAUAAAGGUCGUGGUGAUGGCCUGUCGAGAAUUUGAAAUGGGGAAGAAAAAGUGCGAGCGCUACUGGCCACAGAAACACGAGCAGCCAUUUGUGUGUGAGCCGUUCACAGUUCACUGUGACUCUGAGGAAUCUAAAGGAGAUUAUUUGACAAGGACAUUGAGGGUGACUUUCCGCAAUUGUAGUCGAACUUUGAAGCAGCUGCACUAUGUGAACUGGCCGGAUCACGGCGUGCCCGACGCCAUCCCCCCCAUCCUGGACAUGUUGCAUGAGAUGCGUUCCUACCAGGCCCACGAUGACGUCCCCAUCUGCAUCCACUGCAGUGCCGGCUGCGGCAGAACAGGAGCCCUGUGCGCCAUCGAUUACACCUGGAACCUGCUGAAGAAACAGAUGAUCACUGCAGAUUUCAACAUCUACGACUUGGUUCAGGACAUGAGGACCCAGAGGCCGUCGGUGGUUCAAACCAAGGAACAGUACGAGCUGGUGUACAGGACCAUCAAGCUGCUGUUUAAGGGAUACCUGCACGCCCUGGACGCACAGAAGUGCAGAAAUGAGGUGACGAUGGUAUCAUGUGCUGUCACGCCUGACUCUGAAAACAAGCUUCCGGACCAGGAGCUGGUUUUGCUGCCUCAGCCCCUGCAGAACGAGGAGAGGGACGUUCCACCACAGCUCCACCAUCCCUCGCCCUCCACUCCGGAAGAUCUCAUUGCCUCGACAUCCAGGGAGAAGCACAUGGACCAGCAGCAGUGGAGCCUGCUCCGGGCCUCUCCUGACGCGGGGGUCACCGGCCGGGACCUGCAGCAGGGACCCGGGACCUCGCCCCAGCAGGUGCACACGAGCCAGAGCGCCCCUGCAGCAGAGGAGAGGGAUAACCUGCCGCAGCUGAACCCUCCACCUUCACCAGCGGUCGCCAUUUGUAUGAUGGUGGAGGACCCGUACUUCGACAGCCCAAUGAACUCGCCUCUAUCUGAGGAGGCUCCCAUGGACUCUGUUGAACAGGCCAGACCAUGGACAGUCAACCCUCUCCACACACCCUCGUUCUCUCUGAAUGAUCAGCCUCUAGAAGAUGACACGCCUGCCUCAGGUACUGAAGAACCUCACACGGAUGAGGAGGCACCUCACACGGAUGAGGAGGCACCUCCUCCGUUACCUGAACGAACCCCUGAAUCCUACGUUCUGGCUGUGGACGCAGGCAGGACACCCUCACCUGUGCCGCCCCUUCCAGAGAGAACGGCUGAAUCUUUUGAGCUGGAUUUAGAUCAAGCUCCCGUGGAGCAGAACUCCGAGGUCACGCCAGCUGUGAACCUGAAGCGAAUCGGAACGUCCUCCGAAUGGUCAGGUGACUCACAAUCAGCUUUGAGCGUGAACACGCAUGAGAAGAAACCUUGGAUCAGGAGUAAAAGUCUGAGAGUGAAAACUACGCUCACAGCUCCAGUGACACGUCUCAGUCUCGCACCAAACUCAACAUCAGAGCCUCAUCCCUUCUUUCCUCCUCUGGACCCACUGACUCCUCCGCUGCCUCCUCACAAUGUCAACAGCCGGACUGACAGAACCCCAGAGUCCUUCAUCCCCCAAACAGACGCCGUUCAGGAGAAACCUGCCCUCUGGCUGCAGCCCUCAGAAACAGCACAUCCCUCGCACAGGGUGGGUCUGUCGGCUGAGUGGGACGGCAACUCUCAGCCCGAGAAGUUCCUCGAUGUGGUCAUGAGCAGAAGCAAGAGUGUUCGAGCUAAAAGUUUAAGACAAGAGCCCCUCCAUGCAGUUUGGCAGAUCGCUCCACCUCCCGUGGUCGUAACGGCAGCAGGAAGUGUACGAGUGGAACCGCCCGAUGUGAACCGCAGGCCCUCGCCGAGCGCCGAGCCGUCAGGGAACCAAUCAGACAGAGGCGACGAGAAGGGGAUGUCAAGAACAAGGAGUCUCAGGUUUUUUAGACACAAACAAAAACCUAAAAGUGAACCUCCACCACCUCCUACUCAUCCGGGAGCUGCACCCCCGACCUUGUCCUCUGCCUUUAAAUUUGGAUUUGGAAACCGUUUUGGGAAACCGAAAGGCCCGAGGAGUCAUCCAGAUACUUGGUUCUGAGGCGGAAGCUGCUCUCCACACAUCAGCGCUGGAGCUUUUUUUGGUGACUCGAGACAUUUGGACGUUCCUCAGACACGAGAAGCCACAAGGGCCUCGUCUCUCUCUCCUCGCCGAGAGCAAACAGGAAGUGCCUCGCCACCUGCCUCGUGCCUUUUGUACUGCACAUGCACUGAAGUAGAUUCUGAUGCUUGACCGUUGGACAACAAGUGUCUCUAUAGAGUAAUGUGUCUAACUUGAUAAAUAUAUUUUUCUUAACUAUAUAUGUUCGGUUGUGUAUGUGUUUGUGAUUUCGACAUGAGCUUAAAAAAAACGGGUUGGACGGGACAAACUGUGAAGCACGUGUGACAUUCUGGAUUCUUUUUAAAAGGAUUUUAAAAGCAUCGUCUUCUAAAAGAAUCGUGAAAAUGUGGAAAAAAACGAUAUCAGUGAAUGUGAUGCAUAUUGAAUAUGCAUGAAAUGUAUUAAAUAAACAGGUUACAAACGAAAGUAUUUAUUAAAAAAUAUAGAAAGUCAA